Iphiclides podalirius (scarce swallowtail) is the source of this 198-nucleotide messenger RNA. The record is from the annotation of a GenBank genome assembly. Lineage: Eukaryota; Metazoa; Arthropoda; Insecta; Lepidoptera; Papilionidae.
AUGCGCGAGACAGCACGCAUGCGCCGACCGAAACGUCAAAUCUAUUUCCGUGGGACGCUCUCAGUUGUUGGGCGCCUCGCGAGCGACCGCCACGCCAGAAUUGGAACCAGGGAAAACACCAAACAUGCGGUCGAGAGACGUGUGACGUGGACUCCCGCGGAAGGAGGCAGCGAUGCCAGCACGCGUUCUACCCUGACG